UCGUUGCUGAUAAACAGAAUUUCAGUUUUAAGUUAGCAGCAACGCUGCGCGGUGGUUUAUUCUGUUAACCAAUCAAGUCAAUCAAAAUGAAUAUCCAUUGUAAAAGUAAUGAAGUGCCAGUACAAAGUAUACCAAAUAGUGAGAGGAUGCGUACACUGAAAGAUAUCUUUAUGGUAGAAUUCGGCUGUAAUCCUUCGUUUUUCGCCCGAGUGCCGGGACGCGUAAACAUCAUUGGAGAACACAUAGAUUAUUGCGGAUAUCCAGUGUUGCCAAUGGCGAUAGAACAAGAUAUUCUCGUAGCUGCAGGAUUAUUGGAUGAACCGAAGCUUUGUAUAAGAAAUGUAAAUAAGAAGUAUGAAAGUUUUGAUGUGAAAAUAAAUACUUUUGAGGAAUUGCAAAUAGAAAAUGAUCAAAACGAGAAACCGAAUUGGUACAAAUAUGUUCUUUGUGGAAUCAAAGGUGCCCUGGAGCACCUAAAUAACAAGAAAUCAAGUGGAGUACAACUUUUAUUUGACGGAAAUAUUCCACCAGCAUCGGGUUUAUCAAGCUCUUCAGCACUAGUCAGCGCAGCCUGUUUGUCUUUCCUCUACGCGCAAAAAGCGCACUUAAAUAAGACUGAAAUAGCUUCGUUAUGUGCUAAAAGUGAACGAUAUAUAGGCACUCACGGAGGUGGAAUGGAUCAGGCCAUAGCGUUUCUUGCAGAAAGGUAUAGUGCACAAUAUAUAACCUGGCAGCCCUUAAAAGCUACACCUGUGGCUUUACCUGAAGAUGCCACAUUUGUUGUUGCUCAUUGCUUGGCAGAAGCUAAUAAAGCUGCCACUGAUGAUUUUAACCAACGAGUUAUGGAAUGUAGACUCGCAGCUAAAAUAUUGUUGAAGGUUUCUAAUGGUGAUAAAAAUCACAAAAUAACCACUUUACGUGAAGUACAAGAAACAUUGCGCACUACUCUUGAGGAUAUGGUGAAUCUUGUACAUAAACAGCUACCAAAGGAUAUUUAUACGAAAGACGAAAUAUGUACCCUGCUGGAGGUUAGCGAAAAAGAAUUGGAUUCUUUGUAUUUGUCUCCAAAUACCAAGCAUUUCAAAGAGUUUAAGUUAAAACAAAGAGCUCUCCACGUUUACGAAGAGGCUAUAAGAGUCGAAAGUUUCAGAAAAGUUUGUUUAGAAGUUUUACGUGACGAGAAAAUCCGUAAAUCCAACGGAACGAAUGGUUCUGAUAAAACUUAUGAAAACGGCAAUGGUAAUAAACACAAAACUCUUGAAAUUCUUGGUAAAUUAAUGUCAGCAAGUCAUGAAAGUUUGAAAAAUCUUUACGAAUGUUCUCAUCCAAAUUUGGAUUACCUUGUGGAUUUGUCUAAGAAAAUGGGCAUACAUUCGCGGCUGACCGGUGCAGGCUGGGCAGGGUGCAUUGUAGCACUCUGUCCAAAAGAUAAAACGGAAGAUUAUAUCCAAAUGUUAAAAGAAGAAUUUUAUUCAAAGCAAUGCAAUGUCGAUAAAGAUAAAGCUAAACACUAUGUAUUCGCUACGUCGCCUAACCAUGGCGCUGUCAUAUUCAAGUGAAUAAGCAAUUGAAAUGGAAAGUUCUUGGUGCCAGUUUAAUUAUAAUUUAAAUGUUUUAUUUAGUUCUAUAUUUUUAGUAUAGUUAUAAUAUAAUAGUAAUGCAUAUGUGUAACACACCUAUAGAUCCAUUUGUACCCCAUAUCUAUACACGUAGUUAAUUUACACUUUAUCAUUAAUCAUUUGUUAGUU
Hyposmocoma kahamanoa is the source of this 1748-nucleotide messenger RNA. RefSeq names its product N-acetylgalactosamine kinase (gene Galk). Lineage: Eukaryota; Metazoa; Arthropoda; Insecta; Lepidoptera; Cosmopterigidae. The record is from RefSeq and is a predicted model, not a curated record. The coding region runs from base 87 to 1559 and encodes 490 amino acids. Gene Ontology annotation, cellular component: cytosol; cytoplasm. Gene Ontology annotation, molecular function: ATP binding; galactokinase activity. Gene Ontology annotation, biological process: galactose metabolic process; carbohydrate phosphorylation. The transcript has a single exon.